AUGGGACCAGGUAGUUUUGCUUCCGCCAAAGGAUUAGACUCAAUGCACAAUCGAGAUCGUACUCCCAAAAUAGAUAGCAAGAAGAUCAAACUAAGCAAAGUGCUGGAGAAUAAGGAAUAUAAGGGCGCGAAAAUUGAGUACGAGUAUGAUUUUGGCGACUGCUGGCAGCACACGGUUGAUAUUGCGGGGAGAGCGGAGGCGAGUAAUCGGUUUUUGUGUUUGGAGGGCGAGGGACAUAGUGUUGCGGAGGAUGUGGGAGCCAAUCAGGGUUGGUUGAAGCUGAGAGAGGCAUACAGAACUGCGGAUCCCACUACAGAGCAAAGGGAGAAGAGAACUUGGUUUGAGAGCGGGGCCAGUAACAAUGAUCCGAAGGGAUUUGGAAAUGGGAGGGAGUGGGAUUAG
Molecule: messenger RNA, 402 nt
Organism: Lachnellula hyalina
Lineage: Eukaryota; Fungi; Ascomycota; Leotiomycetes; Helotiales; Lachnaceae
Exons: 2
Coding region: 1-402 (133 amino acids)
Source: RefSeq, a predicted model, not a curated record